AUGAAUUUCACGUUCACCUCGCUGCGCGCCGCGGAGAAGGCUCUCACCAGCCUGCGCAACCGGGUAUGGAACUGGCAGAAUGCGCCGAUGGACAGUUCAUCUCGCCUGGAAGACCGGAGCGUGGUGGAAGAUUGGCGCAAUCGGUUCUGGGACGCGGUGCACAAUGAUCUCGAUCUUCCCAGGGGGCUGGCAAUCACCUGGGACAUGGCGAGUUCACAUCUGCCGCCGGCGGACAAGCUGGAAUUGAUUCUGGACUUCGACCGGGUGUUCGGCCUCGAUCUGGACGACGUGCCAGCCGAAUACGACAUCAGUCCCGAUGCAUCUGAGCUGAUCGCCCGCCGGAUGGCGCUGCGACGGCAGGCAGCCUUCGCCGACGCCGAUGCCCUGCGUUCCGAUGUAUUGUCAGAAGGACUGGUCGUAGAAGACGUUGGAGAAACCUCCCGGGUGCGUCCCCAAACGCCAUUGGAACAGCAGGAAUCGCGUUGGGCGUCCGUUUCUGCCUCGCGGGAGAUUCCAUCGUUGUUGGACCAACCCGAUUUGUACGAUUUCACUUUCCUGAUCAACGCCUACGAUUACGUAGACGACGUACGUCGCUGCGUGGAGUCGAUUUUAGCCAACACGUCGGGCGCAUCCGUGGAGGUUGUUGUCGUGGACAACGGCUCCACCGACGGAACUGCCGAUUACCUGGAAGAGGCCCAAAGGCAACAUAGUAACGUCAAGGUAAUUCACUGCGACCACGUGGUGGGCGAUGCUGCGGGCAAAAACAUCGGCCUCAAGCAGGCCCGGGGCCGCUAUAUUCUGCUGAUGGACGCUUCCGUAGAAGUUGUGGGGGACAUGCUACAGCCGGUGGCCGAGCAACUUGCCGACCGGUCUGUGGGAGUAUUCGGGCCGUAUGGUCUCACCACAGACGACAUGCAACACUUCCACGAAGAGGUGGACCGGGGUGACGCCGACGCAAUGCAGGCUUACUGCAUGUCGUUCCGCCGCGAUGACCUGGCUGCCGUGGGUCUGAUGCACGAGUCGUUCCGGUUUUACCGAAACCUGGACAUCGACUAUUGUUUCCAGUUCAAAAAUGCUGGGUUCCGAAUCGUUUGCGACAGCAGCCUGCCGCUGGUGCGACACGAACACCGCCAAUGGGAGGAACUGGACAACAAUCAGCGCGACGAACUCAGCCGCAAAAACUUCGGUCGGUUCCUGCGCCGCUGGGGCAAUCGGCCCGACCUGCUGAUUAAUCCGUCGGCCCGGGGGUUUGAGACGGGAUUCAGGCACUGA
Messenger RNA from Geodia barretti, 1272 nucleotides. Lineage: Eukaryota; Metazoa; Porifera; Demospongiae; Tetractinellida; Geodiidae. The record is from the annotation of a GenBank genome assembly.